AUGGGCGGUGGAUGCUGUGGAUGCGGCGUGUCACCACCCGGGCCACAGGGCCCACCUGGGCCAGAUGGAGACGCUGGAGGAGAUGGAAACCCUGGAGCUCCGGGACAGAAUGGACCCGAUGGACCUGCUGCCACUCCCGCACCAUUGCAUGAUUGGUGCUUCGAUUGUCCGGAGGGACCUGAAGGAUCAGCUGGAAAUCCUGGACCUAAAGGACCCAAUGGACAGCCGGGAAGGGCUGGAGGUCCGGGAGCCCCUGGAAACGCUGGACCUCGUGGCCCACCCGGACCAGCUGGAGAUGCUGGAUUGGACGGAAGACCUGGAGGUCGUGGAACACCAGGGCAACCAGGGAAAUUAUCGGAGAUUCCUGGACCGAAUGGACCACCGGGACCCCCAGGGCCACAGGGAGAACCUGGAGCUGAUGGGGAAUCGGGACAACCGGGACAAGAUGGAGAUGAUGGAGAAGCUGGGCCAGAGGGAGAGGCUGGGAAACAAGGAGGAAAUGGGCAACCGGGACGGGAUGGAGAUCGAGGAGCUGAUGGAGAGAGGUAAGUCGAGAGUACAUUGACUGAUACGGGCAUCAAUCUGAACGAGAGUCGUCUCUGUAAUUGCUCGGCAGGCUCCGAUCAGUGCACUGAGUUGGAGCAUCAAGUCGGCCCAGAGUACGCGAAUAUGUGCCUGGCGAGGGGUGAGAGCGCGUGCAGAGUCAUCGUCUUUCAUCACGCAAACACUAAAUCGACGGCCGUCUAUGAUUGUCACCGCAUUUUCUACGCCGGCGUUUGCAACUUCAGCAACGCUCAAGGGGAACAUCGCUGCUGUUACACUCCGCUUUGCACAAAUCAAAUCGACACAGCGCCCCUCAUCCAAGACAACACACCACAAGAGCGUUUACUCGUGAAAUUGAUCCUGAUCGGUGUUGGGGUUUUGGUGGCAAUUUGCCUGCUCGUUUUCGCCUACAAAAUGUGGGAUAGCUCUGAUUUUCGAAACUACUUUCGCAAAGCGAUCACACGCCCCGACAAAGUCGUGGACGAGAUCGUGUUGGCGCAUCGAGACGCUGAUGAGCUCUCGGCGCCGAAUGACCUUCAAGCUCUUUCUCGUGAGCAUCAGAUCCCGUUGAUUGGUCGUCGCAAUAUGGCCUUCGAAAACAGUCAAUCAACCACGAGAAACUCAACAACACCGGGCACUAUGUCAACGUCGAUCGGAUCGCAAAGCAAAGAGCUCGUGAAUCCUGCUCUUCGUCAAAUCUAUGUCCCGAUGCCAACAUACACUCGAAUGGAAGGGUUCAUCGAGGAAGAAGAAAUAAGCGAAGAUCGAGAUCAAUCAACGCCGACACCGGGGAAAGAGUACACUCGUGUUUCCGCUGAGAAUCCGAAUAUCGUUGUCACGUCGAUGACGCCACAAGAAAAUGAUAUCUCGAUUGGUACGGUGUUGACGAGUGAUGGAGGCACUUUGUCCACAUUGCUCAAAGAUUUAGAUCCCACCAAUUCGGGAAGUGGAUCCGGUCUUCCCCUUUUAAUCCAACGAACAAUCGCCCUUCAAAUCAACAUCAUCAAAGAUGUGGGAAGUGGACGAUUUGGAGAGGUGAAACUUGGCCAAUGGCGGGGUGAGAAUGUAGCCGUGAAAAUCUUCUGUUCGAGGGAUGAAAGCUCGUGGGCAAGAGAAGUCGAGAUCUACAACACCAAUUGGCUACGUCACGCGAACAUUUUGCAGUAUAUUGCAAGCGAUAAAAAAGAUACGGGCCUUCAAAUGGAACUCUGUUUGAUCACUGAAUAUCAUCCGUUCGGAUCGUUGUACGAUUUCCUGGCUGAGAAUAUCGCUGAUUUGGGUUUAGCGGUUCGGCAGUACGGGAGCAUGGGAUAU
Messenger RNA from Mesorhabditis belari, 1857 nucleotides. The record is from the annotation of a GenBank genome assembly. NCBI's taxonomy places the organism in Eukaryota, Metazoa, Nematoda, Chromadorea, Rhabditida, Rhabditidae.